AUGUGCUGGGUAGCCGAGUGCAUCAUGGGGUGCGGGCACAAGCGCCAGCCCGGCUACGGCGACGAAUACAUCCGGGGUCUCCUGCCAGCCUUCUUCCCCAUGGAAUGGUGCGAAGAGGAACGACGCAACGGACACUGCCAGCGGAACAACAAGCCGCUAAAGAUCGAUCCGACCAAGGUGCCCCACGGACCAGGACGUCUUACGCGCCCAUGCGGUUUCUGCGAGGAGAAGGGACAGGAUAUCCAGGCCGUGAUCUUCCACGAAGCCCAGUUCAUCGACCUCUACCUCAACAAGCCGUUCCUGGGGGACGGCUGGCGGGAACAUUACCGCGAGAUGAAGGACGACCUUAUCAAGAGCUCCCUGGACGCCGGCGUCGGCAAGGCUUUGCGAAAGCGGGACUUGGACAAGGGCAUGGAGGAGUUCAAGAAGCUGCUGGGUGAGGGCAGACCCGUUCUUUGCAAAAUGAUCCGGAACAAGGUCAACGAGUUUAUCCAGGCCGACCUCGUAGCCCAGGGACGGCGAGGAGCAUGGGAACAGGCGCAAGCUGAGAUGCAAGAGAGACUCGAAAACUCGACGCUGCCCUGGGAAUGGUACGAUGUCCCAGAACAGGAGCAACAGGCGCAAUAG
Molecule: messenger RNA, 627 nt
Organism: Anthostomella pinea
Lineage: Eukaryota; Fungi; Ascomycota; Sordariomycetes; Xylariales; Xylariaceae
Source: the annotation of a GenBank genome assembly